Molecule: messenger RNA, 774 nt
Organism: Brassica rapa (field mustard)
Lineage: Eukaryota; Viridiplantae; Streptophyta; Magnoliopsida; Brassicales; Brassicaceae
Product: universal stress protein A-like protein
Source: RefSeq, a predicted model, not a curated record
AACUCCAAAACCAGAAGUCAAGUGGGUUUUGGGGGUUUGCGGAGCUACUUGUAUAAAUAGAGCCAAAACCGCAGUCUCUUCUUCCAUCAAACCUUCUUCAUUAGAUAUUUCUUCUCUAAUACUUUAAGCAAACAAAAGAUUUUUUUUAUAGUAAAUAAAUGGAAGAAACAAAGGAGAGAAAGAUCGUUGUAGCAGUGGACGAGAGCGAAGAGAGCAUGGAAGCUCUUUCAUGGAGUCUUGACAAUCUUUUUCCAUAUGGUUCCAAUAAUACUCUUAUCCUCCUCUACGUCAAGCCCCCUCUUCCCGUUUAUUCUUCCAUUGAUGCCGCAGGGUUUAUAGUGACCGGAGAUCCGGUUGCAGCCUUGAAGAAAUACGAAAAUGAGCUAGUGGAGUCAGUCAUGGCUCGAUCUCGAAACGUCUACCAAGAUUUUGAGUCCGAUAUUAAUAUAGAGAGAAAAGUUGGAAGAGGAGAUGCCAAGGAAGUUAUAUGUAACGCAGUUCAGAACCUUAAGGCUGAUAUGUUAGUUAUGGGCACACAUGACUAUGGCUUCUUCAAAAGAGCUUUGCUAGGCAGUGUGAGCGAGUAUUGCGCCAAACGAGUGAAGUGUCCUGUGAUUAUCGUGAAGAAGAAUAUGCCUCAAAAUAAUUGAGCUCAAAAGUGAUAAGUCUUAUGAUUGUGUAUCGUUUGAAAGCAAUUGAUGUAACAGUUGAAUCAAUCUUCUUAUGCAAUAAUGUAUAUUAUAUAUAUGAAUUACUUUUACGUUUUUAUUUUCA